AUGAUAACAAUAUGUAAUUGGUUGAGGCGUGUUAGAUGGCAGACGCGAGUGUUUUUAUUCAAAGCUGGUGUCGUCAAGAAACCGCCGGAGAUUUCGCCGUUGCAAUGGUUGGCGGCACCUAAACAAGUUCGGAUUCCUUCUUCUUUACUUGACGAUUUAAAUGAAACCGAAAAAUUACGAUGUCGAAGCGUGGAGCGGGAGGUUCAAUUAAUAUCGCAGCUGUCACCAUUGUUUCCGUCAAGUCUCUUACUGCAGGAUUGGCGGUUUUUAAUAGAAUGCCAAAAUAUUAAGCAACGAUUGGAACAUUUGAAAUUCUUGAAAAAGCUGGAAAAUGAAAAAACUAAAACGAGGAAAGCCCAAAAAUCGAUCGAUUCGUCAUCGAAAGUGAUAUUUAUGAAGGAUGAUUGUCAACUGCUUUCAAUACCCGGAUUUGCACUCAAACGAUGGGAAAAUAAGAUUUCCGGUGCUCGGCAACUUAUUCCAUUUCGUCUAGAUGAACAUCCGAAGCUUGUUGUCGAUUGUCGUUAUUUUCCGCUACUUUCACCGCGGGGUGCAAACUUGACUGCUAUGCAGUUGCAAUAUCUGAUCUCUGCAAACAAGACAUUACAGCACCCUUGGCCACUCUAUUUUAUGAAUUGGGGGAACGAUAAAAGGUUUUUGGAUCUUCAAGAGAAGCACCUUGCCAGUUUCUUUACAAAGGAUCAAAUAAAUGUCAUCGUUUCUGAGUCAAGUUAUGUGGACGUGCUUCCAAAGCAAAAUUUGAUAUAUUUAAGUCCAGACGCUGAUGAGGAGCUAACUCAAAUCAACUCGAAAGAUAUCUUUGUGUUAGGAGGAAUUGUGGACCGAACUGUGGAAAAGAACUUGCAUCCACAAGCCUCUAAACAAACAGCAUUACAAGAUGGCAUUCUUUGUAAAAAGCUUCCGUUAGAUCGGUAUAUCACAUGGAAAAGUGGCUCAAAGUUUCUUACUCUUCUCGCAGUUCAAGGAAUAUUACACGAUGUCUACGAAAAUGGAGCGAUAUCGAUGAGUCUGGAUUCUGGUGGUGAUAGUGGUUCGUUUGGCUCUUCGUAUUCACAGGACUUCAAAAACAACUUUCUUCUGGAAAAUGGGAAUGCCAAAAUGCUUUUAAAUGGGAAAACAAAUGGUUUGUCUGAAGAAAGCCAUUAUUCUUUGUGCAAUGAAGACAACGAACUGAUCGAUGUCAAACCAAUUUACCUGGUUAAUAAGGAACAAUCCAAUGAAGCAAGCCAACUUCAAUUGCCAUCUGGCUCAUACGACGAGGAUGAUUGGAUGGAUGAAGUCGACGUUUCUCGUUUUAGCGAUCUAGCUGCAUCUGGAUUUGAGAUGAUUGAUCGUUCCGAUUCAAAAACUCAUGGGCCUUCAACAAAUGGGCGAUGUUUUCCUAAACCCAACUAUUCUUAUUCUUGCUUAAUUGCUCUGGCUUUGAAAAACAGCCGUACCGGACGUCUUACAGUUUCAGAAAUUUACGCAUUUAUGUGUGAAAAUUUCCCAUAUUUCAAGACUGCUCCAUCUGGUUGGAAAAAUUCAGUGCGUCACAAUCUGUCUCUAAACAAGUGUUUUAUGAAAAUUGAAGUUGAAACUCCCGGAGUGCAGGGCCGAAAGUCUUGUUUGUGGAUGAUUAGACCAGAAAAAGCUGCAAAAAUGGAAGCAGAUUUGCAAAGAUGGCGCGAUAAAGACGCUGGAAAUAUUGAGGAAGCAAUUAGACGACCUGAAGAUAUUGAUGCUGUGCACGAGGGGCGACGAGGAGUUCCCCGAGAAGAUCGCUCAUUACGCACCAUUGAGAAUACAAUCUAUCCAGCGAUGAAAAAUGUGUUGAUUGUACAAAGUGGAAAUGGAAUCGCCACCACCCACGGUCACGCUAUUGAAGCAUUAGAUGCUACAGGUCAUAUUGAAUCACCUCGACGCACCGUUCCACAUGCAUCCUCUCAUCCUGGUCCCAGCCGACCUGUCCUGGAUUUGAAUGAUCGCGUCGGAAUUGGAUUCCCGGAGACAAAGGUCCAAAAUAAGACAACCAUCACAUUUCCUGUACGUGUUUCGGCUAGAGACGACCGUGGACUGAUCGCGGCCACAAGUUCGACUGCAAGGCAACAAAAUCUCAGUCAUAAACCAAAUAUUCUGAGGAGGUCGACCAAUGCUCCGCUAAUGCUUCAACCGCAACCUCGCCUUGCGAGCUCCAAGACGCCAGUAAAAAGCCUCAGCGAACUUCUACCACUUGAUUACAUAUCGAAAUUGGAGAUUACGCCAACGAAAGAAGAAAACUCGCCAGAGAGGGACUUUCUGUGCUCGUUUCGUUCAAAUGUUGAAGAAUCACCGGUGCGUACACUCUUCUCUUCAUAUGAAGCUGCUCAUGCAGCACUCACAAACAAUUCACUUUUAAACUGUGCUCUUGAACAAAGCCCCUAUAAAGAUAUGAAUCCAUUACCCGAAAGUUUACUCCAAUAUCAUCAAGCGAAGGCUCCGCCAUCAAUUUACUACAUCCCAGAGUUCAUAACUGAACACGAUGAGGAGGUUCUCUUAAAAGAGGUUUAUCAAGCUCCUAAGCCUAAAUGGGAGGUUCUAUCAAAUCGGCGUUUGUUGAAUUAUGGUGGCAUUGUGGGAAAGAAAGGAUUAAUACCGAUGAACGACUUUCCAACGGAGUUGACCAAAACAAUACGGAUGAUCGACAAGUUACAAGCCUUUCCAUCGACACCAAAUCACUGUUUAGUCAACGAAUAUACACCAGGUCAAGGAAUUAUGGCGCAUACUGACGGCCCAGCAUUUUAUCCACUUAUUUCGACGAUUACUCUUGGAAGUCACACCGUUCUCAAUCUAUAUGAUUCAUUUCCUUCUGAGAAUGAAACCACUGAAAAAGAGCAAUUUCGAGCGCUUGAAACCCGCUAUCGAGGCUCUAUGUUAUUGGAAAGAAGAAGUCUCGUUUUUAUUACCGACGAUGCGUACAGUAAAAUGUUGCAUGGCAUAAAUGAAGUUACAGAGGAUGUUUUAAAUGAAAAGACAUGGAACGUAUUGCCAGAACGUUUCGGCGAAAGAAUGACGAGAAAAACACGUGUAUCACUUACUAUACGAUAUGUGCCGAAGGUUUCACGGAAUGCAGCUCUGUCGAUGUUGUCAAAA
Mesorhabditis belari is the source of this 3132-nucleotide messenger RNA. NCBI's taxonomy places the organism in Eukaryota, Metazoa, Nematoda, Chromadorea, Rhabditida, Rhabditidae. The record is from the annotation of a GenBank genome assembly.